Cherax quadricarinatus is the source of this 5952-nucleotide messenger RNA. Its product is annotated as ribosomal protein S6 kinase beta-1. The record is from RefSeq and is a predicted model, not a curated record. Gene Ontology annotation, biological process: signal transduction; peptidyl-serine phosphorylation. Lineage: Eukaryota; Metazoa; Arthropoda; Malacostraca; Decapoda; Parastacidae. Gene Ontology annotation, molecular function: ATP binding; protein serine/threonine kinase activity.
CUCGGACGGGGUCCUGAGGGUGGGUGUCAUGGCUCCCACUCCCUGUUAUAAGACAACCAGUCUGCCUGCUGCUCUACUCCAGCUGUCACCUCCUCCACUCCACUACCACCUCUUACACACUCCCACUCCACUACAACCAUCAUAUUGACCACCUCAAUGGCCGCCCCGGGGCUUUUUGACCUGGAAUUACAAGAGGAAGAUGCAAUAGAGUGUGACCAAUCUGACGACGAUGCUAUAGAAAUAGAGGAGAGCCAGUACGAGCAGGGGCCAGACAUUAAUGCCAUUCUCCAGUCCGAGGGCAUAGAGACAUUACAGCUGUCAGACAGCACCGUCAACCCCAGGUCAGAGAAGGUACGACCCUCAGACUUUCAGCUGCUGAAGGUCCUCGGCAAAGGCGGCUAUGGGAAAGUCUUCCAGGUGCGAAAGAUGACUGGGGGUAAAGGCGGAGGGAAGAUAUUUGCCAUGAAGGUCCUGAAGAAAGCAACAAUCGUGCGUAACCAGAAGGACACAGCGCACACCAAGGCUGAGAGGAACAUUCUCGAAGCCGUCAAGCACCCGUUCAUCGUGGACCUGGUGUACGCAUUUCAAACCGGUGGGAAGUUGUACCUAAUAUUGGAGUACCUGUCUGGUGGAGAGCUCUUCAUGCACCUGGAGAGAGAAGGAAUCUUCAUGGAGGACACUGCUUGUUUCUACAUAGCGGAGAUAAUCCUGGCACUGGAGCACCUCCAUUCUGAAGGCAUCAUCUACAGGGACCUGAAGCCGGAGAAUAUUCUUCUUGACUCUUACGGUCAUGUUAAACUCACCGAUUUUGGGCUUUGUAAAGAAAAAAUACAAGACGAUUCGGUAACACACACCUUCUGUGGCACCAUCGAAUACAUGGCGCCAGAGAUCCUGACACGCACAGGACAUGGCAAGGCCGUCGACUGGUGGUCCCUGGGAGCGCUCAUGUAUGAUAUGUUAACUGGAGCGCCUCCGUUCACUGCUGAGAAUCGAAAAAAGACAAUAGAGAAGAUAUUAAAAGGCAAGUUGAACCUUCCGCCUUAUGUUACCCCAGACGCACGUGACCUCAUCAGAAAACUGCUCAAGCGGCAGGUGAGCCAGCGGCUGGGCAGCGGACCAGACGACAGCGAGCCCAUCAAGCGCAACCUCUUCUUCAAACAUAUCAACUGGGACGACGUCAUCAACCGCAAGCUGGAGCCUCCGUUUAAACCCGUCCUGAGUGGUGAGGACGACGUCAGUCAGUUCGACAGCAAGUUUACCAAACAGACGCCAGUUGACUCACCCGAUGACAACAUGCUGAGUGAGAGUGCUAACAUGGUCUUCGAGGGAUUCACGUAUGUAGCACCAUCCGUGUUAGAGGAAAUGUCGCGUCCCAGUGUGGUGAAGGCACGGUCGCCACGCAAGCCGUAUGUGCCCAACUCCGGGGGUCCGUUCUCCCCCAGAGCCUUGCAAAACCCCUUCAACUUUGCCAACGGUGCUGUCAGUGCGUCGUCGUCGACCGGCCAGUACGAGCAGAUGGACAUUAGCAACUCGGUGCAUCCAGUGGCGCACAAUCAACAACAGCAUCACCACCACCACAGCCAACAGCAGCAGCAUCGACAACAACAACAGCCACCGCAACAACAACAACAGUCCUCCUGGAACUGGAAACAUUAACCUCAUAGCAUUUAGGAGAUUGUACUUGGUAGCUCCCUUCCAUACUGUUGAUUUUCCUGCUCACGGCAUUGAGCUUGAACCUGCAUUACUUCCACGCAGACACAUCUGAUGCCUCCGGUUCGACCGAAACUCGAAGAGCUGUAAGAGAUGUUUAAUCGCGAACAUUUUCAGUUUAUCGUUGCUGGGUCAGUUUUUAUGCAAGAUGCUUAAAGACCUGUGCAAUUCCCUCCGACUAACGGUCAAUGGAGAGUAUUCUCGAGGCGAUAAGGAUGAUUGUCCUGCAGUAUCGCGUAGCAGGAAAAGGUCUUAAAGUAUUUUAGUGCCCGUUUUUGCAUAUUUUGGUUUAGGUUAUGUAUCGGUAAUGUAAGUAACGGCGGGUGCCAUCAUUAAUAUUUAUCAUGGCAUCGCUUACAGUUAUGUGAAUAUUUGAGUAUUUCAUGUACUGGGCCUUAUACAUACUCUUAAGAUAGCCAAUACAGUAUAUAUAAUGAAUUAUGUUGGUCGCGUUAGGGUAUAUUAAAGUUCCUUUUCCUAAACACUUGUAUACAGUACUUCAGACAAGACUAAUGUUCAUUAGGAAGCUUCUUGCUACUAACAUUAUCUGUCAUCUCAUUAUUGCUACCCUCAGCCUCUAAAUUCUCUAGUCUCGUGUUUUUUUCCACAUUGCCUCAUACUUUUCACAUAGCUUCACCUUUAUCACAGUCACCCUUUUCACAUAGUUUCACCCUUUUCACAUAGUUUCACCCUUUUCACAUAGCCUCACCCUUUUCACAUAAUCUCACCCUUUUCACAUAGCCUCACCCUUUUCACAUAGCCUCACCCUUUUCACAUAAUCUCACCCUUUUCACAUAGUUUCACCCUUUUCACAUAGCCUCACCCUUUUCACAUAGCCUCACCCUUUUCACAUAGCCUCACCCUUUUCACAUAGCCUCACCCUUUUCACAUAGCCUCACCCUUUUCACAUAGUUUCACCCUUUUCACAUAGCCUCACCCUUUUCACAUAGCCUCACCCUUUUCACAUAGCCUCACCCUUUUCACAUAGCCUCACCCUUUUCACAUAGCCUCACCCUUUUCACAUAGUUUCACCCUUUUCACAUAGCCUCACCCUUUUCACAUAGCCUCACCCUUUUCACAUAGUUUCACCCUUUUCACAUAGCCUCACCCUUUUCACAUAGCCUCACCCUUUUCACAUAGCCUCACCCUUUUCACAUACUCAUUCUCCUCCUCUGCAAAAGUACACGUUUUUCAGCCUGGAUCUCUCCGUGAUCACCUCAGUGUACCAAGUCACAAGACGCUGUGAUGCCACGUUCUGGACUUGUUUUUAAUUGUGUCUUCACACUGGCAAAUACAUACAUGUCUUUUAUGUAUAUUUGUAAUUGACGUGAAGCGUGAAAAUCUGAACACAAAGUAUGGCUUUGUAACUAUGGUUGUGACGGAGGUGGAAGCCUUAAUUUUCCAUGUUAAGGCUGGAUAAAGCCGUGUUGGUUGAAAUGGAACAUAAGGCGGUCAGUGGCAAGAUGCUCCCCAUUUCACUGAUUCUCUGGUAUUUUGAUUCUUCGUUGUUCUCAUGGCCAAGUCGUGAGAACAGACGGGCCCCCAUGUACAGGCACAGAUUACAGACGUCCAUUUGUAUUAGCGAAGCAUUUAGGACCUGAUUAGUUUUUCAACUCUGAGCCAUCAAACAAAUGUGUAAAAUGUGAUCAUCCUUCAUGUUAUUGGUCUCGAAUAAUUGUUUCUGAGUUGAUAAACCAGGAAUUGAAUGCAUUUGCAAGUUGAUAGACCAAGAACUGAACUCGUAAACCGCAAGCACCGGAACAGAACUCGUGGGUUUAAAAAUCGGGAACUGAACGUGUAGUUGAAAACUCCAGAACCGAACCUGUUCGUAAUCUGAAAACUCCAGAGCUAUACUCGUUCGUCAACUUAAAAACCUGGACCCAAACUCGCUUAUAAGACGGGAAGCUAAUGCAUCAACAUUUUCUGGUGGUCUGGUACACCGAAGCUGAAGAUGAUCCAGCAUCUUUCUCUCACCUACAACAGAAUAUAUAUCCAUCAAAACACAUUUAUAUAUACUGUAUAUAAAGAAAAACUUCAUUUAUGCAAUUAGUUCGCUAUACCAGUUCAUAAAUAUGGAUUUAUCAUAGGAAAUUAGGAUUUUUUCCACUAAUUGUGCCAUUUUAAGUGUUUUUGAAUUGGAUAUUGUACAUGAUUAGGUCGGCUCUUUGUGUAUUUUCCACAGCUACCAUUCUGGCUUGCCUUAUAUGUAGGUGAAGCGCUUGUCUUCUGCCAGUAUUGUUAUUGGAGAAAUAAUGAGAAUUAACGUAUUGUAAUAUGUAGUGGCUGAUGAAGGCUCUAUUUCAUGGGAACGUUUUUAAAUGUAAUGGACGGUAGGGGAGGACAUGUGUCUGUGAGUGUAGUUCGGAGCUUUGAGGAGUACAUGGCUCUCUUGCCAUGAGGGUGCAAUUACAAUGGAUGGCAGUAGGGGACAUGUCACCAUGAUUAGAUAGAGACUUGGAGGUGUUCAUGGCCAUCUUGCCAUGAGGGUUUAGAUACAGUGGGCAGUAGUAGAGGAUAUGUUGCCAUGUUGGAGGUUUUGAGGAGUACAUGGCUGUCUUGCCAUGAGGGUAUAAAUACGGUGGACGGCAGUAGAGGACGUGUCGCCAUGACUAGUUGGAGACUUUGAGACAUUCAUGGCCAUCUUGCCAUGAGGGUUUAAAUACAAUGGAUGGCAGUAGAGGACAUGUCGCCAUGACCAGAUGGAGACUUCGAGGUGUUCAUGGCCAUCUUGCCAUGAGGGAUUAAUACAAUAAGGAGCGACAGAGGACAUGUCGCCGUGACUGUAUAGUUUGUGGCCUUGACGACCCCAUGGUAACCUCGCCAUGAGGGUUCGUGUUUCAGCGACGAGACUUUUGGAUUCGUCGUUUCGGCGACGCGUUUCUAACUACAGUUUUUUAACAAAUUGAUUUGUUGUUGUUUGAAUGAAUGACUAUAUAAUUUUGUAAAAAAAAAAUAUAAUUGUUUUUCGUUGCUUAUGUUAUAAAAAUCUGCAUUCCCAAUGCAGCAAAAAAUUAUGCAAUUUUUUUAAUACUUUGAGCUGAAUGCAAUUUGUUGUAUUAUCUAAGACUGAAAAAUAUAUCGUGAAAGGUGAGAAAUCAUUUGGACUGAAAAUCGCUCCUAAAAAAAAAAAAAAAUCAUUUGGACUGAAAAUCGCUCCUAAAAAAAAAAAAAAAUCAUUUGGACUGAAAAUCGCUCCUAAAAAAAAAAAAAAAAUCAUUUGGACUGAAAAUCGCUCCUAAAAAAAAAAAAAAUCAUUUGGACUGAAAAUCGCUCCUAAAAAAAAAAAAAAAUCAUUUGGACUGAAAAUCGCUCCUAAAAAGAAAAAAAAUUACCUGUAGAAAAAUUUAUGUAUUUUUUAGAUUGAUUUUUUACGAGCGAUUUGUUAAAAAUAAAAAAUUUUUUUUUUUUACAAGUGAUUUAUUUUUUAUCGGUGAUUUAAUUAUUUAAAGUGACGAGUCUUAAAGAAUAAAUUGCUCUUAAAAAAAAAUAAAUCACUCCUUAAAAAAUAAAUCUUUCUUAAAACAGAAUGAUGUAUCUUUAAAAAUUUAUACAAUUGAACUGCAUAAUUGACCCGGCUGGGUUCUGAAGCUGUGGACAAUAAAUUCCACAUGGCUGAAAUGCAGUAGGCUCUCUUAUGAAGCUCCUUUCUAUACAGUAACCUCUAGGCUGUUGUAUAUACUACUAUUUUUUUUCCAAAUGCAGGCGAAAAGAAUGUCGAAUUGAAUAGGCCUAUUCAUGUACUGUUCAAUUUUGGCUGUAAUUGUUUUCGGUCGCAUUUGCGAAAAUGGCACACUCUAGAGGAGCUUUUAUGAGGUUGACUGUAAUGCCAUUUUCUGUUAAUUUGGUUGAAAAUACUCCAUUUGGGUUUGACUAGCACAUGAAAAGGCCUUCAUAGUGCAUGCUAUUCAAUUUUCAAUGCCCCUUUUCAAUCCUUAUGAAAAAUGGCACUAGAGGAGCUUAAUAAGCGAGGUGACUGUAUUUAAAUGUCCCUUGGCCAUUUAUCCUUUAAACAGUUCUUCACCCUACUGAAUAUUGACAAGUCACUAGGUACACUAUCUAAAACACACGUCAGUAGGUCCACCAUCUAAAACACACGUCAGUAGGUACACCAUCUAAAACACACAAGUCACUAGGUACACCAUCUAAAACACACAAGUCACUAGGUACACCAUCUAAAACACACAAGUCACUAGGUACACCAUCUAAAACACACAAGUCACUAGGUACACCAUCUAAAACACA